Molecule: messenger RNA, 3362 nt
Organism: Rotaria sp. Silwood2
Lineage: Eukaryota; Metazoa; Rotifera; Eurotatoria; Philodinida; Philodinidae
Source: the annotation of a GenBank genome assembly
CCGCACACACACACCCACACCCACACCCACACCCGAAAUUCUUGCUUUUUGCUUCAUUUUUAUGGUAUAUUCUCCAAAAUAUGUUGAUCAAAACUCAAUCUCUUCUUGCCUUCUUUUAAACUAAUGUUCACAAAGUAGAUAUACAAAUUGUUAAAUAGUAUUGGAAUGAUUUGAGAUUAACCACAUCUGAGAGAAUAUUCAUCAAUUUUUUAAAGUAAUACUCAAACAUCAUUAUAAUAUAGAUUAUGAGUUUGAAAAUCAGAAAUUACUUCAAUUUUUUUACUUCAGUUUAUUAUUUAAUAUCAUUUAAGUCGAAAAUGUUCUGAUUUAAUUGCGUGUACAUGAUUCACUAUCAGUAAACCACUCAGGUGAAUCGUGUUGUUAGUAAUGUAUAUAUCUUUUGUAAUUACGUUCGCGGGGUAUUGCAUAGCAAAAACGAAUUAAGAAAAAGGUAAAAACCAAGUCAAUGUAAAAUGAGUAAGAAACGUAUUACGUCGCUUUGUUGGAAAAGUAAAAGUCAUUUGACAGAAUAAGCAGAAGCUCAACACACAGGUUUCUCCAUUUAUGCUAUUUUAUUCAUUACGUCGCAGUGAGUAGCUUCUAGAAUAAUAUCGAAAGCAAAAAUAAGUUUAUUAAAUAAAACAAGUGUAAUAUCCAAAAUGUUUACACAAUGGAUACAAUUGGCAAUUGAUAGGAAUAAUGCAACUUCUUUUGCAGAUAAUCAAUUAAUAAAUGUUUAUGAGUUCGUAGCUCAUGUAUUUCUUUUCUGUUCCCUAUUUAAUGUAUGCAGAUUUCUUUCUAUUGCAUAAUUAAUUUACUUAGUUUUUUUCCUAGAUAUCAUGCAUUAUAUUUAGCUAAUGCGGAACGAACGAUGAAGUACUACCAUAAAGUAAUUAAGGUUUUGACGAGAAAAAGUGUAAGAAUGCCAUAGAUUCAGCAUUAAAACAUUCAUGUCAGUGAUCAUGACAGCGAAAAUCUCCGCAUCUUCUAGUACUAUUUGUAAGUCAAUUUGGAAUUCUUCGAACCAAGUAAUAAUCAAAAAUAUUUUAGAAUAAAGAUCAUUGAAGUAAAGUACAAGGCAUCAAUGGAAAGUAGUUAUGUUUCGUGUCAUACAUUAAUAUCUAGGAGAGACAGACACUAGCUAGAUUCUAUCUAGAAUUUUCUCUGAAAGAAUAGUCGAGAUAAGUCUGAUAUUGACUGAAAAUUUUGCAUGCGACAUCUUCGUGUAACAACAUAUGUUUUUCCAAUCUCUUCGUGUUAACCUAAUAGUUGUUUUCAAAUUUUAUGAAUUCGAUUAAUUUCUAUGAUUUUGAGCACAAUUUUUUUCAUUCAUGUACAUGCAUUGAAUGAUGUGGAAACAAAACAUCUUUCUGUUAUUUAUAUUAGUUAGUUGCAUUAAUUCAAUAACAUGGAGUUCACGAAGUCAAUGAAUUGAUUAAUAAUUCAAAUCUUUGAUAUUUUCUAAUAGGAAAGUUUUAUCUAUGAUAUUAGUUAAGAUAUAUUUGGGUUUAUUCAAUAUACUAGCUUUAAAGAAAAAAAGAAUUUCGAUCACAUAGAAAUUUACAGCGCUGAGUACACAAUUUUGGAUCUUAAUAGAGUGUGCUAUGGUAUAGCCAAAAAAACAUGCAGCAAGUCAUAGAUGAAUGCUUUGGACAGCUAAAAAUAUUGUAUUGGUUUUUCUCGAAAUUGAGUCAAGUGGUUAUAUAUUUCAUCGAAGGUAUGAAAAAUACAGAGAUAUAGGAUACAUAGAAGGUAUAGAAGAGAUGAUAUACUCUAGCAAAAAAUUUGGUCUUCUUCGAGACAAUACAUCACAAUAGGCUAUGGAAACGAUGAUUAAAACACAUAAUCAAAGAUCAUUAGACAACAUAAUGGCAAAUUUCUUACACUUCUCGAUAAAAAGCAUAGAAAACUUUGCAAUAUUUGAAAUAAAACGUUGUCGUAAACGAAGAAAAUUAGGUGAACUGAUGUCAAGUGCAUAGAAAGAAGAAAAAACACAUUUAGAUGUAUCUAGGAUUUCUUUGCUUAAUUCUUGGUAUACUUUUCUGGAAUUGAUUCAACUACUUGCAUAAUCUUUUUGUUUACUUGAACAUCGUUCUUAUAGUUCAAACAAAAUGUUAUAUAUCUAAUUAUAUUGAUUAUGCACAUGUUAAUAUAUCUUUCUUGUAGAAUAUGUUAGAUAGAUAGAAAUAUUAUAGGUAUCAGAGUUGAUAUCAGUAAUUAUUCCUUUAUAUUAUUUAUUUUAUUGCUAUACUUCGUGGUAUGAAUGGACUGAAAUUCCUCAUGAACGCCAUUAGUUUUUUCUUGAUAUCGAACAUCACGAAUGAAUAAUGAUCACAGUUGGUUAAUUUCCAAUGUCUUGCACUUGUUUGAUUUGCACUAGAGAAUUCUUGACUUGACAGAAUAGAGAAACAAACAUGGAAAAAAAGUUCCAUUUCCCCAAACUAUGAUAAUGAAUGAUUCUUUAAUUUAUUCAUUUCUAUUUCAGUCGAAAAGUAAACUCACAUUAUUAUUAGUGUCACCAAAACUGAGUUGUUGUUGGUUGGCAUACAAUGACGAUCGCAUCGCAUCGUAGGGUUUUCUUUUAUUUAUUAAUUUUGAUAGCAAUAUUAGUCCCAUUGCGAUCCAUACAUGCGCAAGGUGCAGGUGGUGGAGGUGGAGGCGGAGGAGGAGGUGGUGGAGGUGGAGGUGGCGGAGGUGGUGGCGGUGCAGGUGGCGGAGUUGGAGGUGGAGGCGGUGGCUCAGGUAAUUCUUCAUGUUGUCAAGAUCUUAAGAAUCUUUGCCAUUCGAUCUCCACUUGCAAAUGCUGUCGAACAAUACCACACCGAUCGAACCCAACUAGUCUUGCGCUGACUGCACUACCACGUACAAUGCAAUCUUCAAAUACAAAUACGAAAUCACCUUCCCCACCACAUCCUACACAGCCUCUCAUAUUACACAUGGAACAUCCUCCUAUUUCUCAGACUGAACUGUCUUCAAUUGUGCAGGAUGCAUCACAGACAACAAACAUCUUUCAAACAGGUCCUUAUAAUAUGCGUUAUUAUCAAUAUUAUAAAUGGCAUGGACCUUUUCUUGUUCAACUUGAAUUCAACGAUGGAAAUAUACGAGGUAACGGUGACGAUGAUGUUGGUUUAUUUGAUGUUACCGGAAGCUAUUCAACAAGUGACAAUCAUGUAAUAAUAACAAAACAAUAUAAACGCGGAACUGGUGAUCCGCAUGAAAAUCUUGGACAUCAAGUUAAAAUUGAUUUAAAAUGGAAUGAUCAAACACAACAAUUUGAUGGUCAAUGGACUGUCAGAACAUCAAACUAUUCUGGUCAAGAUAAAUUCGAAUUGAAAUUAAGACAACAAGCAGAGUCAGUGUAA